AUGGCGGCGUCCCUGUGGCUGAGCGGCGGCGGGGAGCGGGUGCUGCGGCUGCUGCGGGCCGGGCGCUCGGCGCUGGGCGCGGGGCUCUCCCUGCCCGCCCGGGCAGGAUGGAGGCACCUGCACGGCACCCGGGAGCUGCUGGGUACACCUGGUAUUAAAGUUCUUAUGCCUGCACUUUCUCCGACAAUGGAAGAAGGAAACAUUGUGAAAUGGUUAAAAAAGGAAGGUGACACUGUGAAUGUUGGAGAUGCACUGUGUGAAAUUGAAACGGACAAAGCAGUGGUUACCAUGGAAUCCAGUGACGAUGGCAUAUUGGCUAAAAUACUGGUGGAAGAAGGAAGCAAAAAUGUUCGCCUGGGCUCACUAAUUGGUCUGCUGGUAGAGGAAGGACAGGAUUGGAAGCAAGUUGAAAUGCCAGCUGAUGCUGGUGAUCCACCUUCUGUGGCUCCACCACCACCUGCACCUGCCUCAGCUCCUGCAGCUCCUUCAGUUUCAGCCCCUCCUAAACUGCAACAUCAACCUGGAAAAUUGCAGGUUCGCUUAAGUCCUGCAGCUCGCAACAUUCUGGAGACACAUGGUCUAGAUCCAAGCAAUGUUACACCUAGUGGGCCUCGAGGAAUCUUCACUAAAGAGGAUGCUCUCAAACUUCUGCAAGAGAAGCAGAAAGGUAAACCCAGUGAGCUGAAACCUGUGGUUCCUCCAGCUCCUGCUGCAGUGCCUUCUCCUUCACAAGCACCAGCUGUGACUACUUAUCCAAGGCCAGCAAUUCCACCAGUUUCCACGCCAGGACAGCCUGCUGCACCGGGCACAUUCACAGAAAUUCCAGCUAGCAACAUCCGAAGAGUUAUUGCUAAGAGAUUAACAGAGUCUAAAACCACCAUACCUCAUGCAUAUGCUGCUGCUGACUGUGCCAUUGAUGCUGUUUUGAAAUUAAGAAAAGAAUUGGCCAAAGAUGAUAUUAAGGUAUCUGUAAAUGAUUUUAUUAUCAAGGCAACAGCAGUUACUCUGAGGCAAAUGCCAGAUGUGAAUGUAACGUGGGAUGGGGAGGCCUGCAGGCGGCUGCAGUCCAUUGACAUCUCCAUUGCCGUGGCAACGGACCGAGGGCUCAUUACACCAAUCAUAAAAGAUGUCGCUGCCAAGGGAAUAAAGGAAAUUGCUGCCUCUGCAAAGGCUCUAGCAAAGAAGGCCAGAGAUGGAAAACUGUUACCAGAAGAGUACCAGGGAGGAUCUUUUAGUAUCUCCAAUCUGGGCAUGUUUGGCAUCAGUGAUUUCACAGCAGUCAUAAACCCUCCUCAGGCCUGCAUCCUCGCUGUGGGCCGAGCAAGACCAGAGCUCAAGAUUGUGGAAGAUGAAGAAGGGAAUGAGAAACUUGAGCAGCAUCAACUCAUGACAGUGACUCUUUCGAGUGAUGGUCGAGUGGUGGAUGAUGAACUGGCUUCAAAGUUUCUGGAGACCUUGAAAGCCAAUAUAGAGAAUCCAAUGCGACUGGCCUUAAAUUAAACUCAGUGAAGAUUGCUUCCUGUUUUGACAGCAUAGAUAACUAUUAUAUACUUAUGGUUGUUUUUCUGUAUAGAGGAGUAAAUAAAUAGCUGAAGACGGACAGUUAAAAUAUUUAAUUUAUGAAUUAAUGUGAAACACUCAUCAUUUUAGUCUCCUGAAAUAACCAGGUUUCGUACUGUAAAGCUAAAAGACCUUAAAGUUAACAUGCCACGUUUCUUUAAACGUAUAGUGCCAAUGGCACAUGUUUGCAUAGGAAAGUCAGUCUCAUCUGUAAAAAACUCAAUAAAACUUUAUGAACUAUAAAAGGGAAUAAUAGAAUAAUUUGGGUUGGAAGAGACCUUUAAGGGUCAUCUUGUUCAGCUUCUCCUGCAAUGAGCAGGGAUGUCUUCUGAGCCCCAUCCACCCUGACCCUGAAUGUUUCCAGAGAUGGGGGAUCUUCUGCCUCUCUGGGCAACCUGUUCUGUCUUUUACCACCCUCACUGUAAAAAUCUUACUUAUAUCUAGUUUGAAUCUACCUGCUUUCAGUUUAAAACUAUCACCCCUUCUCCUGUUGCAACAGGUCCCGCUAAAAAGUUUGUUCCAAUCUUUCUUAAAUGUCUCCUUUAAGUAUUGAAAAAACCAGAACUUAGUUGUGCAAGCAAUGUUCUCAUGGAGGUCCCAGUAUGAAAGGUCAAAUUCAAGCACUGAAUGGUUGCUGAUUAGUGCUGUUCUUUGCAUGGAUGGAAUGUAGAUGUAAGUAUAAAGUGUUUCAUCAUCAGUGUGUAUUGAAAUGUAACUUGGAGACUCAAGUGCAGUGGCCUGAAUUUAACAGAAUUAAAUUGGUUUCUUUCUUACAUAUAAGUAUGGAACUAGAUAUUGCAUGUAAAUGUUAUGAAAUAACUGUGUUUACAGGACCUCACGAGAAUAUAGAUUGUCAGUAGAAUUAUGGGAGUUUGUUUUAUUCUGGUUUGUGCAACUGCUUUUUCCUAAUGAUCUGUAGGAGUUAAUUAUGGCAGCAGCUCAUUGAGUAUACAGCUACUUGCAAGACAACCUGUAUUUAACACUAAGGUGAGAGGUUUUGCUAAAUGAUGUUGCUUUUUUAUCUUCUUCUGCUAUCAUAAAUUUCACAAAUUAUUAGUCUGACUGUAGGGAGAGAUUUUGAUGACCAGAUACAGUGUACUGUGCAGGAACGGACAUAGCCAUUCUGUAUUUCCAAGAGUUUCUUACUGAUAAACCAUAUUAAAGAUUGGUUCCUGAGGAUUAAUUUGCAAUUUGAAA
This is a messenger RNA of Hirundo rustica (Barn swallow), 2757 nucleotides long. It is a transcript of the gene PDHX, whose product is annotated as pyruvate dehydrogenase complex component X. Gene Ontology annotation, cellular component: mitochondrion; pyruvate dehydrogenase complex. Bases 1 to 1500 code for a protein of 499 amino acids. Gene Ontology annotation, molecular function: dihydrolipoyllysine-residue acetyltransferase activity. NCBI's taxonomy places the organism in Eukaryota, Metazoa, Chordata, Aves, Passeriformes, Hirundinidae. The transcript is spliced from 11 exons. Gene Ontology annotation, biological process: pyruvate decarboxylation to acetyl-CoA. The record is from RefSeq and is a predicted model, not a curated record.